Molecule: messenger RNA, 1695 nt
Organism: Tetrahymena thermophila SB210
Lineage: Eukaryota; Ciliophora; Oligohymenophorea; Hymenostomatida; Tetrahymenidae
Product: Serine/Threonine kinase domain protein
Exons: 4
Biological process (GO): peptidyl-serine phosphorylation; intracellular signal transduction; protein autophosphorylation
Cellular component (GO): nucleus; cytoplasm
Molecular function (GO): calcium ion binding; calcium-dependent protein serine/threonine kinase activity; calcium/calmodulin-dependent protein kinase activity
Source: RefSeq, a predicted model, not a curated record
AUGGGUUGUGCAAAAUCUGUUGAAGUAAAAAAAUCAAUUGCUUCAUAAAGAAGAAUCUCAAACACUAGAAUUAAGCAACUUGAUUGGUAUGAUAAAGAUGAUAAGAAUGAAACAACUAUUGCAUCAAUAGAAAAUAUAGACUACUUUUAUGAAAUAAUAAAACCUCUUGGAAAAGGAACAUAUGGCUGUGUAUACCAUGCUAAACAAAAAAGAGAACCAUAAAGAGAAGUAGCUAUAAAAGUGAUAAGUUUAAACAACAUCGAUAAACUUCCACUGUAAUAUGUAAAAAGAGAAGUUUAAAUUAGCAAGAUAUUGGAUCACCCAAAUAUUAUUAAAUUUAUAGAGACAUAUAUAGAUAAAAAGAAUAUAUAUAUAGUAAUGGAAUAUUGUUCAGGAGGAAGCUUACUUGAGUGGACAUUUAAAGAAGGAGAUGUUUUAGAUGUUAUGAAAAAACUUUUCUAUGCUGUAAAUUAUAUGCAUUCGCGUAAUGUCAUUCAUAGAGAUUUAAAGUUAGAAAAUAUUUUGUUUGAAAGUGAAAGCUAAAACUCCGAUAUUAAAAUAAUUGAUUUUGGACUGGCAAAAAAGGUGGGGGAUGAUGAUAGAAGACAUACUAUGGUUGGAUCAGUUGCAUAUAUGGCACCUGAAGUUAUGUUUAAUAAGUCUUAUAAUAAAUCUUGCGAUGUUUGGAGUUUAGGCAUAAUUAUGUACAGACUUAUAUGCGGGUAACUUCCUUUUAAGUCGCAGUAAUAAAUACAUGAUGCUAAGCUUUAUUUUGAUAACCCAAUUUGGAAAACUAUUUCUAAAGAAGGAAAAGAUUUGAUUAGAAGAAUGAUUGUAUACAAUCCUAAAAUCAGAAUUACUAUACAAGAUGCUCUUAAGCAUAAAUGGUUCAGUCUAAGGAACACAACACUCAAAUUAACUUAAGUGAUAAAAAAAUCUCACAAUUUAAAACUUUUAGAUAGAUUGAGUCAUUAUAACUAUCUAAAUUAGUUUAAAAAAGAAGUGAUCUCUAUUUUUAUAAAAAAUUUCCUUUCAAAAAAAAAAGAACUUCAUAUGAGAAACUUAUUUAGAACUUUAGAUGAAGAAUAGAAAGGGUACAUGACUUAGGAAGAUUUAUAGGAUAUAAUGGAAAAAGUAGGUAUUUAAGCAAAUGAAUAGACUAAAUCAUUUUGUAAUAACUUCUUAAGAUAGCUUACAAAUAACUCUAAAGAAGAGCAGCAAUAAUUUUAGCAUGCUGAUAUUUUACAAUAUUCAGAUUUUUUAAGCGCUUGCUUAGGACAAGAUAUAUUAUAAGACAAAGAGUGUUUAAUAGAAGUUUUUAAUUAUAUAGACGCAGAUUAAAAUGGAUACAUAAAUGAAGAUGAUAUCAAAACAGCUUUGUAACGUGAAGGAAGAUAAUUGUUUGAAAUUAAAUUUAUGGAUCUUGUAAGUGAAAUAGAUUUCUACUUUGAUCAUAAUCGACGCCUCAAUUUCGAUAGGUUUUGCUAAUGCGUUGGAUGCACAAAAAGUAUUAUUUAAUUAAAUAAAUUAACAAACAGUGGUGAGAGUGAUUCAGAAAGUAGCCAGUCAGUAAAAUCAAAAGUGGCCUCAGACGAAUAGUUAGAUAAACAUAAAGUAUAAAAUCAAAAUUUAGAAUAAGUAGAUGAACAAUUAGUAAAAAAAGUUUUUAAUGAAAAAUCAGAAAGGAAUGAAUGA